Paramecium tetraurelia is the source of this 798-nucleotide messenger RNA. RefSeq lists its product as uncharacterized. The transcript is spliced from 2 exons. The record is from RefSeq and is a predicted model, not a curated record. NCBI's taxonomy places the organism in Eukaryota, Ciliophora, Oligohymenophorea, Peniculida, Parameciidae.
ACAAAAUUUUAGAGAUUGCAUAGGAACAUUUUGCCCUUGCACUUUGAGUUAACAAUUAUCAAAAUAUACCUAUCUAACUGCCUUUAGGAUAAUAGGUUCCCUUCAAUAUAGACCAAAGAAUUAAUUUUUUUAGAUGUUGGAGUGAGAUUUUUGGUCAACACUUAGAAAGGCAAAAAAUGGAAUCAAUAGCAAGUAGGGAAAAAAACAAGUAAAGAAGUGUUGAAUGACAAUCAAUUUAUCUAAUCCUUUUUAGAAUAUGGAGCUACAUUUCUACCCGAAGAAGCAGCCGAAGGAGAGUGGAAUAUGAAUACAACUUUGCAACAUUUGAUAGGAAAAGCAUGAUAUGGAAGAAUUACUAAAACGUAUUGGAGAAGAUUGAUUUGACUACUUUUGAAACAUCUAAAGCCUAAAUAACUUAUGCUGAAUAUUUAGAAUUGAAGAAAUGAUCAAUAUAUAUAAAUUAUGAAUGAUGAUUUUGAUAAUAUUGCAUUCAUCCCUAAUCAAAUCGCAGAAUAGGCAUUCUUAAAAGGGGUUACAGAAGGAAAAGCUAAAGUUGACACCAAUAUAUACAACGAUUCAUACACAAAAGGAUGGAAUAAAGGAGCUAUUGUGGGCAUGAUUGAAUCCCAAAUCUCAGUUUUGAAAAUCAUUGAUCCUACCCUUUAAACUCAAAAAUACGAAGAACAGUUAAAAAAUUUGGAAUAAAUCGAGGACCUAAUCAAUUUAAGGAAAACCCUAACAAAGCUGCAACCAUUAAAAGGGCUUAUAUAAUUAAAAAAACAAAGUUUGGAUUUCUGA